AUGUCUCAAGCUUCCUACCAAACACAGCCGCAGAUGAUGCAAACCAAUAUUCAAGGCACAUCUACACCAGCGCCAACUCAGCCAAUGACAUGGAAACAUGGAUUGUUUGAUUGCUUUAAUAAUAUGGGCGACUGCUGCCUGGCUUGCUGGUGUCCAUGCAUAAUAUAUGGCAAAACUAAAUCCAAAGCGGAUGGUUCAGACGAAACUGCCCAGUGUUGUUGUUUCUUUUGCGCAAUGUGUAUUGGCUUCUGGUGCUGUCUUGGAACCGUAAACCGUGGUGAUCUUCGUAACAAGAAGAAUAUUCAAGGAGGUCUUAUUGAAGAUGCAGCCAUUUGGUGGUGUUGUACCCCAUGUGCAUUGGUCCAAGAACAUCAGGAAUUCAGUGAUUCGCGUGGCCCAACAACGCUGCAGUUGGACCAGCGCAUGCAGCAACAGCAGCAAGAGAUACAAAAUAUUCGUCAGCAGCAGCAGGAAGAAAUGCAAGAUGUUCGUCAGCAACAAUUCUUACAACACGUUGAUAACGUGUUAUUAGUUAAUUGGCAACAGCAACAACAAAAUUUCAGAACCGCGAAAUCAAGCACUAGUGCAACAAGUGACACUAAUGCGGCUACAGAUUCAACAGCUGCAAAAUCCAGCACCACCUCCUCAACCACAACCACAACAGCAGUAGCGACAAAAUAUAAUAUUUGCGACAUGCGCUGUGGUCACUGUUGCUGUGGCGAAUAG
Molecule: messenger RNA, 726 nt
Organism: Ambispora leptoticha
Lineage: Eukaryota; Fungi; Glomeromycota; Glomeromycetes; Archaeosporales; Ambisporaceae
Source: the annotation of a GenBank genome assembly